Molecule: messenger RNA, 2000 nt
Organism: Arabidopsis arenosa
Lineage: Eukaryota; Viridiplantae; Streptophyta; Magnoliopsida; Brassicales; Brassicaceae
Source: the annotation of a GenBank genome assembly
UGAUAUUUGGCCUUACUUAUAAUCCGGGUGUGUUUCCAAGUCAACGUCCCAUGUGUCCCUAGCUUGGCUAUAGAAAGAGAAGAAGUGACAUUGUAAGAAGAAGAAGAGAAAGAGGAAGAGAAUGGUUGACAAUGAGAAGUCAUGUGUUUACAAGAACCGGGGCGCGCCAGUGGAGGCGCGUGUGAAGGACCUUCUCUCUCGGAUGACUCUGCCUGAGAAAAUCGGCCAGAUGACUUUGAUCGAACGCAGUGUGGCUUCUGAGGCCGUCAUUAGAGAUUUCUCCAUCGGUAGUGUACUGAACGCCGCGGGAAGUUGGCCAUUCGAGGAUGCAAAAUCGUCGAAUUGGGCGGAUAUGAUCGACGGGUUCCAGCGAUCAGCGUUGGAGUCGCGUUUGGGAAUUCCCAUCAUUUACGGCAUUGACGCCGUUCAUGGCAACAAUGACGUCUAUGGCGCCACCAUCUUCCCCCACAACAUUGGUCUCGGCGCCACCAGAGACGCGGAUUUGGUCAGAAGAAUUGGAGCUGCAACAGCGCUUGAAGUAAGGGCAAGCGGUGCUCACUGGGCGUUUGCUCCUUGUGUCGCAGUGGUGAAAGAUCCGAGAUGGGGAAGAUGCUAUGAGAGUUAUGGUGAAGUUGCUCCAAUUGUUUCUGAGAUGACUUCACUUGUCUCGGGUCUACAAGGCGAGCCAUCCAAAGAACACACAAAUGGUUACCCUUUUCUUGCAGGAAGAAAAAACGUGGUUGCGUGUGCCAAGCACUUUGUUGGAGAUGGUGGUACUAAUAAGGCCAUAAAUGAAGGAAACACCAUUUUGCGGUAUGAAGACUUGGAGAGGAAACACAUUGCUCCCUAUAAGAAAUGUAUUUCUCAAGGAGUCUCUACCGUUAUGGCCUCUUACUCCAGUUGGAACGGAGAGAAACUUCACUCACACUACUUCCUCUUAACGGAAGUUCUCAAACAAAAACUCGGUUUCAAGGGGUAUAUAGUUUCAGACUGGGAAGGUUUGGACCGGCUUAGCGACCCACCAGGUUCAAACUACCGCAAUUGUGUCAAAAUCGCGAUUAAUGCUGGAAUCGAUAUGGUGAUGGUACCUUUCAAGUAUGAACAGUUCAUAAAUGACCUGAUAGAUCUGGUGGAGUCAGGGGAAGUAUUGAUGGCUCGUGUUGAUGACGCUGUUGAAAGAAUACUCAGAGUGAAGUUUGUUGCAGGACUCUUCGAAUUUCCUCUUACGGAUCGAUCUUUGUUACCUACUGUUGGUUGCAAGGAACAUAGAGAGUUGGCGCGUGAAGCGGUUAGAAAGUCGCUAGUUCUGCUAAAGAACGGCAAAUAUGGAGAAUUUCUGCCAUUAAAUUGCAAUGCUGAGAGAAUUCUAGUGGUUGGAACGCAUGCAGAUGAUCUUGGAUAUCAAUGCGGUGGAUGGACAAAGACAAUGUAUGGUCAAAGCGGAAGGAUCACAGAUGGCACAACGCUUUUAGAUGCAAUAAAAGCAGCAGUUGGAGACGAAACCGAAGUGAUCUAUGAGAAAAGUCCAUCAGAGGAAACCUUAGCCUCUGGAUAUAGAUUUUCUUAUGCAAUUGUUGCGGUGGGGGAAUCGCCCUAUACAGAGACUAUGGGGGAUAACUCAGAACUUACAAUACCUUUUAACGGUAGCGAGAUUAUUACCGCGGUUGCAGAGAAAAUUCCGACUCUAGUGGUUUUGUUCUCAGGACGGCCUAUGGUUCUUGAGCCACAAGUUCUUGAAAAGGCAGAGGCUCUGAUCGCUGCUUGGCUGCCUGGUACUGAAGGACAAGGGAUUACUGAUGUAAUUUUCGGAGAUUAUGAGUUCCGAGGGAAGUUACCAGCGACCUGGUUCAAACGCGUAGACCAGUUGCCGCUUGACAUUGAAUCAAAUGGGUAUCUCCCAUUGUUUCCUCUUGGUUUUGGUCUCAAUCGUGAUUCUGUGGAGAACUCGAAAACGGUUUAAAUUUGUUGUUGAAUACCUUGAACAAAAUUUUCAAGGGACU